UAUCAAAAAGCAGCAGAAAGUGGUGUUAAAGAAGCAAUGAAUAAUUUGGCUAAUAGUUAUAUAAGUGGAGAAGGAACAGAAGGGAAUUUGGAAAAAGCCUUUCAUUGGUAUCAAAAAGCAGCAGAAGAAGACUAUGUUACAGCAAUGUGUAAUUUAGCUGCAUGUUAUUAUAAUGGGCAAGGAAUAGAAAAGGAUCUAGAAAAAAGUUUUCAUUGGUAUCAAAAAGCAGCAGAAAAUGAUUAUAACAGUGCAAUGUUUAAUAUAGCCUUAUGUUAUAAAAAUGCAAAAGGAACAGAAAAGAAUUUAGAAAAGGCUUUUCAUUGGUAUCAAAAAGCAGCAGAAAAAGAUCAUGUUACAGCAAUGUAUAAUUUAGCCAUAUGUUAUGAUAAUGGAGAAGGAACAGAACAGAAUUUAGAAAAAGCUUUUCAUUGGUAUCAAAAAGCAGCAGAAAAUAGUUAUACCAAUGCGAUGUUUGUUCUAGCCAUAUAUUAUGAAAAUGGAGAAGGAACAGAAAAAAAUUUAGAAAAAUCUUUCCAUUGGUAUCAAGAAGCAGCAGAAAAUGGUCACGUAAAAGCAAUGAAUAAUUUAGCCACAUGUUAUGAAAAUGGAGAAGGGACAGAAAAAAAUUUAAGAGAAGCUUUUUACUGGCACCAAAAAGUACUAGCAGAAAACAAUAAAGUAAGUUCUAAAUAUAAAGUUGAAUUAUGUAAUAAAUGCAAUAAACCACAUAUUGAUUACCCAUGGUGCCAUCAAUGUGAUGAAUGUAAACAACCAUACAUUGAUUACCAGUGGUGCCAACAAUGUAAUGUUAAACGAUUUCAACAAGAUUUUACAAAGUGGACUAGUGAAAAUGAAUUUAUUGAUAAAUUUAUUCAAGAGGCACAACUAAAUGCUAAAAAUAGUUAUGAAAUUUUAGAGUGGAUACCUUAUAAUAAAUUGACAAAUAUUGAUUAUUAUGAUAAAGGAGGAUUUAGUGAAAUUCAUAAAGCUAUCUGGUUAGAUGGACCUAUUUUUAGUUGGAAUAAUGACAAGCAACAAUGGAAUAGACAGAUGAAUUAUGAAGUUAUUCUUAAAAUACUUAGUAGUUCAUCAAGUUUAAAUAAUAAAUUCCUGAAUGAGUGGAAAUAUCAUUAUAAUUGUCAGAGAAAAUCAUUUUCAAAAUUUAUUCAAUUCUAUGGUUUUACCCAAGAUCCAAAUAAUUUAAAUUAUAUGAUAGUAAUGAGUUAUGCAAAAAAAGGAAGUUUGAGAAAGUGUUUAUCUAAUAUAAUUAAAUUUAAGUGGCAAGACAAGUUACAAUUAUUGAAAAAAAUUAUAUUAGGACUUCAAGUAAUUCAUGAAUCCAAUUUGACUCAU
Rhizophagus irregularis DAOM 181602=DAOM 197198 is the source of this 1353-nucleotide messenger RNA. The record is from RefSeq and is a predicted model, not a curated record. NCBI's taxonomy places the organism in Eukaryota, Fungi, Glomeromycota, Glomeromycetes, Glomerales, Glomeraceae.